Molecule: messenger RNA, 6350 nt
Organism: Toxotes jaculatrix (banded archerfish)
Lineage: Eukaryota; Metazoa; Chordata; Actinopteri; Toxotidae
Product: E3 ubiquitin-protein ligase RNF43
Exons: 9
Coding region: 1335-3788 (817 amino acids)
Biological process (GO): Wnt receptor catabolic process; ubiquitin-dependent protein catabolic process
Molecular function (GO): ubiquitin protein ligase activity; frizzled binding
Source: RefSeq, a predicted model, not a curated record
GUCCGGGAGGUAGACUUUUGGGACGGUGUCAUAACUGUACGCUGUUUCUCUCCACUUUGUCAACGUUAAAUGGGAAUGAAAAGGAGUUUUGAGCACUUUUAUUCCGUACUUUUUGUAGUGUUUCUUCUCCGUUCUCGUUGAUGGUUUUGAUAAACGAUUCAUUUUCCCUCGGUGUUCUCAGGAGGAUCGUAUCUAAUUUCUCACUGUGCAGCGGAGGCACUGGACUCGGGAAUGACUUUUUUUUCCUCUUUUCUUUCUUUUUCUCUCUUUCUUCUUUCAUUUUUUAAAGCAGCGAAUGGGUUUAAACGAGUAGCCGAGUGUGGAAGAGAAGUUGAUGGGUCUGUUACAGAAGUCGCUUUGGUUUCGGACCCAUUAGAAUUACCACGUUUUAAGUGAAGUAGAGCAACGGUCCAUUCGCUUUGGUUAAUAAUAAGAUAGAAGGGUGUACUGAAUCGAGGAUUAUUUUUCGCAACUCUUUGGUUGUAAAAAAAAAAAAAAAAAAAAAAAAUAUUGCCCAACUUUUUUGGCACUGCCUUAUCUGUCAGGAUGCCUUUUAAGUUUCCGGCGGCAACCUGUAACCCAGCCUUUGAAGUUCAAGUCGUCGCUCUUCAGCGUUUGCGGUGGAUUUAUCCAGAAAAUGUGGCGCCCACAGGACGUGCUGCCUUUUGACGCCGUUUGUCAACUCAACUCGUGUUCGGUCGCAAAAUGUGAUUGUAAGGUACAGUGACUGGUGUACACUGUAAUAAGAAUAAUAACAGUAGUCGUUCGGAUACGGAUGAAGAUCGAUACGCCGUUGCCAGGACCUGCACUUCUGGGAGAGGAUACAAGAGUUAAACAAUAAGGCAAACACGAUACAAAUGAGGACAUUUGUUGUCUGUCUCAUGAAGACCAGGCUGUUGGAAACCUAUGCACACUUCAAGCUCUAACACAACACAACGUGUCUUCAUGGUGCAUUUGUGCAUGCAGUGUUUCGCCACCCAUAUUAAUGACACUGGAUAAAAGUUCACUAUAGCUUGUUGUUUUUUUGUUUUUAUCUCGGAAGAUAUCAGUUUUCUGUAACGGAGGAGUUGGCUCCAUGUGGGCACUGAGUGCAUUUCUGUAACGCGUAGCGUUUGAAUAUUAACUCUGGUGCUGAAUGGAAGUUUGAGUUAUGAGUUUGAGUUAUGCUGGCAGUCCUCCAGCUUUAAACAUUUGGAUUGUAUCUAUUUCGCAGUAGUCGCCGAGGCAGAAAGAAGAAGUGGGACGUAUAUAAAUAUUUUUCUUGUUUAUCCGUGGUGCUUGCCUGCUUUGAAGUCCACCAUGUGCGGCCGGGCACCGCCGCUACAGCCGAGGCCAUGACCGUCCCCCAGUGGCGCCUGGCCGGGCUCUGGCCGUGGCUGCUCAUGGCGGCCCUGCAGGUGGUGCUGGGUCAGCCGGGCCUGGAGUCCGAGCGGCCGGGCCUCCGAGCGGUCAUCAAGGUGACACUGCUGAAGAACGAGCCUACGGGGAAGCCCAUCACUCUGGAAGGGGCGUUCGUGGGAGGAAGUGCCGGCUACGCGGAGGGAAAACUAAUGCAGUAUCACCCUUUGUCUCUGUGCAACACAAGCGAGGAUGAACGACAAGAGAGUGACUUCAUCACCAUUGUCAAACUGGAGCACAGGGUUCCCCGCUGCCUGCCGCUGCUCGAUAAGGCUCGCAUGGCAUUGGACAAAGGAGCUCAGGCUGUUAUCUUUGAUGUCAGUGAUGAUGCCAAUGCUGCUGCUGAGCUGCGAGAAACAGACUCCCUUCCCCGUCCAGUUGUGCUGGUGGAGGCUGAGGAUGCUGAGGAGCUGAUGGGCUUGGUCAACAAGAACGAGGAGGCCAAAGUUCGUAUUGAGAUCAUGGUGGAGCCCCCUAGAUGGCCACAUUAUGAUGUGGGUAUCCUGCUCACCAUUGUCCUGGCUAUUCUGACCAUCGUCUUAAUCUUUGCUUUCCGCUACAAAUGCAAGUCCAACAGAACCUGGGACUCUGUCCAUCAACAGACCAUGCGGGCUAUUAGUCGAUUGGAGACUAAAACCUACAGUUCUCAGGGCUGCUCAGGCUCACAGCGGCACCGAGGGGCGUGGGGGUCGGCCAGCAGCUCCAACUCGAGCCCUGUCUGUGCUAUUUGCUUGGAGGAGUUCCAGGACGGGCAGCAUUUGAGGAUCAUCUCCUGCGCUCAUGAGUUCCAUAAAGACUGCGUCGACCCCUGGCUGCUGCAGCACCGUACCUGUCCUCUCUGUAUGCACAACAUUAUGGGGACAGAGCGGCAGCCCCAGAGAAACAGGCUCCAGCAGAAUCCAGAACAAAGCCAAGGCUUCCUGCACCCUCAGCCUUACAGCAGCCCACACAACCACCCCUUCCCUCAGCAUGCUAUCCCCUUCUCUAUGAGACUCCACUAUCCUCGUGGACCCUCUGGACCAUAUCCCUCUCUGGGACACUACAGUGGGUCUUCUCCCAUGGACCCCCAGACUCUACGUUUCCUCACCAGUAGACAGCUUGGCUCCGGCUGUGGGUACCGCCUUCCUGCAGAGGGUCCUGGAAGGCCCCACAGGAUUGGAGGUAACUGCAGGACGUCCACUCACCACUACACCCCUCGUCGGUCCUGCCACAACUAUCGCUCGUCCUGUCCGACCCAGCGCAGUGCAUCCUGCUCAAGACUGCACCACGCUGCUUCUGUCGCACCACAGACCCGUGGUGCUCCAGCCCACAACCGGCAGGACGAGGGCAGCUGCUCAGGCGGCAGCUACCACACAGAACGCAGUGGAUACUUGGCUGAUGGGCCGGCGAGUGACUCCAGCUCAGGGCCCUGCCAUGGCUCCUCCAGUGACUCAGUUCUCAACUGUACUGACAUAUCCCUACAGGGAGUGUAUGGCAGCUGGUCCACUUUCCGUAGCUCUCUGAGUAGUGACUACGAUCCGUUCGUGUAUUACGGGCCAGGUAAUACGCGGGGCCCCCGGAGAAACAGCCUGGAGGCUGGCGCCCAGGCCCGGCCCAGGUCUCUGGAUUCUGUGGUGAACAAAGCAGGCUGCCCUGAAGAACAGCCGCAGACUGUGUUCAGCCACAUCCACUACCACCGCCACAGACACCAUCACUAUGAGGAGGGAGAGCAUGGUCAGGGCCCGAGCAGAGGCUCUGACGAGGAGCAGGGGGCUGCUGCUGCUGCGCCCGCUGCUCUUGUCCUUGACAAAGACUCACCUGUGUGCCCUCCUAAGCACAGUCCCUGCCAGUGCCCAAAGCCAGACCCCAUGGAUCGGCUUAGCCCGGGACAGACAGAGUGUCAGGACCUUGACCCAGGCAGCCCUACAGGACCUCCAGUCCUGAUGUCCCCAAUCCCUUUGCAGCUCCAACCCCACUGCUGCCACCAGGGACACGGACACCCUCCCGCUCCUCUUGGGCGAGUGGGUGGCUGUGUGCUUGAUGGCCCCUCCGUUCGCUUCCACCAGAGCCUGGAUCUGCAGGAUGACCGUAGCAUCCACAUUCACUACGGCCAGGGUCCGGGCUUCUGCUGCUCUCCUCCUGAGCUGCACCCUGCUUUGCUUCCCGUGCCCCUCAUUCUGGACUCUGGAGGGAUGGAGGACUGGUCUUGCUGUGCCGGGGCCCAUGUUGUGUGGCAAAAACGGGUGCAGCAGGCUCAUUCAGAGCCUCAGCUCCUGGGGCCUGGGACUUCUAUGGACAGGCCACCCUGCAGGUUCCACCACGGACCUUCUGCUGACUGCAACACAGGCAUUUGUUUAUACUGCCAAACAUUACACCACAAUCAGGGAUCAGAAGAGGAGUCUGGUGUGUGAGAACUUGUUGCAUCCCCAUUAUCACGCUGCUACACAGGAGCCAGAAUGGACAAGCCUCUCAUUGGCUGCUCGCUCUCAUGUCUUCCACGCAAUUCCACCCGCGAUGCUUUCGUUCGGACGAUUCCCCAGCUCCCACCAGGAUUCAAAGCUCACACGCUGAAAUGCUUUCAGUUAAGUCGGUUGGGUCAUCACUAAAAAUGAAAUUAUUGUGAUUAGAUUAUGCUAAAGAUGUUUUAUAUCAAAAUAGGUUGAAUGAUUUAAAUGUAGAGACAGGGAGCUGCUGGGGAAACAACUCAUUUGAGAAAAAAAAAAGUGUUUUUCUGUGUUUCUCCUCGUCAGUUAUCGGAAGAAUAUUCAUUCAUUCAUUUCUGACAUGACAUCACAAGCUCCAUGCUCCUUAGUGACAACUAACGAAUGAUCCUUGCUUAGGGUGUUGAGCCCUCAUGAAGUGAGACUCCAUCUCUGCGUUGCUCACUCUAUUACAAAAUAACUUGAUUUAUCUUAGAGGUACUUAACUUUCACUUGUGUGAUCUUGGUCUUCCUUCGCUGAGUCCAGUCUCAGCUGAGAGAAGCCUUACUCUCCAGCCUACCUCAGCUCAGAUUUCUUAACAUGCCUCACGCAGGGGGUCUUUAAAGGUACUGCUGUAGUGAUUUAUGAUUUUUUUUUUUUUUUUGACACAACCAUGUAGCUCCCAUAAACUAAACUAAAAGCGAUCCUCUUGGCAGUCUGACCUGUCCAAACGGAGAGAAAGGUUAAUGCUCAGCCCCUCAAACAAUGAGCAUUCACUGAGGUUGCUGAGCAGUGCAUGGGCCUUGUUUUCAUUAUUUCAAUAAUGGCAGCUGUUUUUAACUUUUUUUUUUGGUUUGUGUUUAUGAUCACUUUCUGUUUAGUUUUUUUUUUUUGUACCCUAUAAUUUUUUUUUUCAUCUUUCAGAAUGAACCGGUUUGACUGAAUUAUGUGGUCGUCAUUACAAGCUAUUGUCUCAUUAUUGUCAUUUCUCUUGCCAGUGGUUACGUCAUAUGUUUGACCUCAGUGCUGUUUAACCCCCUGAUCUGUGCAGAGUGAACAGGCCUCAUCAGAAGGAUGACAAUCAUAUCCUCUGCUCCUGUAAUGCCCAGUCCAUCACGAUAUCCUAUUAUCCUCCAUAAAGGAUAUAACCUCCCACUGUCUUUCAGCAACUAAAGCUCUAGAAAAAUGUUCUACAUUGCAGCCAUAGAGAAGAUUUAGUUACUUUAUAACAAUGGUAAAAAUAUAACUGGAGUAAAGCCAUGCUAGGUAGACCUUACAGUCCCAAGCAUCAGCUGAGUCUGUUUGCAUUAGCAUCAGUUUAAAGAAAGCUUGGUGUGCUUUUCCCAUGAUUUCAAACUAUAAUGGGCAGAGUCUGAGAAAACUCUCAGGAACAAUCAAACACUGGAAAGAUGGGACAAAUUCAUCUAAGUUACAGUAAUGAUACCCGAAUCAGUGAAAAGUCCUUUGUCGAGGUAAAUGUGCAUCGCCAAUCCCUGCUUUUGAGCUUACAGCACUUGAAGGAAAAUCCACCUUAAAUCAGAAAUCCAACUCAGAUUUGAGUAAGUUUUUUUUUUUUUUUUUUAACAUUCUGAUAAACAAUAACAAUCUCUCAAAGCUAGAAAUGACAGAGUCCAUGUUUAAGUCUUUAUUACCAAGAAUUCCCUCUGUUCCUAUUUAGCCUGUCUGGCAGACUGACAGACACAAAGUGUGCUUAUGUUCCAAGAAAUUUCUCUCUACUCUCAAACUGUGUAGAUAAAAGUGGACCUCAUUAUGCCAUCAAAGAUGGCUUUCCUAUAUUUGGCUUCACCACAAACGUCUUCAUGCUCACAUGUAUGAGACUAAAUAAUCUGAGAUCAGAGGAACAGGUAUUCUGUUUUAGUGUGGACUUUUCCUUUAGGGCUCAGUGAAAAUGUGAAAGGAUUUUCCUUUGCAGUCAGACUGCAGAUACAGUUUAGCUUAGCACAAACAGCAGACAAAGAGCUCAUGGGUAUUGCAAUGUAACCAGUAGCACUUACUAAAACCUUCCAUGUGCCUUAUUCUUUCAAACUGUUCAUAAUCCUAAAUCAGGAACUUCCCAACACACUAAGCUCUUACCUGUCUAACCAAAGACACAAAAUCUUGAACGCAGUGAAUUUAAAUCAUAGUACGUGUUUGUGCCUUAUCUCCUGCUUCAUCCUCGUCCUUAAAUCUCAGAAUUAAAUGUACUUUCAAUAACAAGAGGGAACAUGCUAGAACUGAAGUGCAAAUCAUUUUGGACAUUUUUUGGACAAUCAUGCAGAACGUUUCACCUGCAGUUCCUCAUACUAAUACCUCACUUUGAAUGAGUCAACACAGCGUCCUCUAGCUAAAGUAUCAGAGUUUCCUUGUCUGUUAUUUUUCGUGCCCAAACAGUCUCUGAGAUGGAAAUGACUGAAUUACAAGCAGCACUUUGGCUUAAGUAGGUUUUAUAUUAACAAAAAAAAAAGAAAAAAAAAAAGAAAAACAACACAAAUCUCAUAGUAUUAAUUUAAAACAAUCCCAAAACCAUCAGCACAUGAAAAACAGCGUUUGGU